GUCGCCGACCAUCACCAUCCCCUCGUUCCGCACUCCCCUCCUUUCCCGACCCUCACGCUCAUUUUUGGUUCUGGUGCUCGGUUGGAUCACGACAAAUACAGCAGAAGGAAACUCGGAAGUAAACCUCUUGUAACAUCAUGCUCGAGAAGAUUUCAAAAUCCAGGGCGCACGGAGGGCUCAUCGGCACUCACCAUCGCAAGCGCGAUGGAAACGCGUGCCAGACCGGCGGAUUCUACCAGUCGCCAGCCGCGAAUCAAAGUGUCCCUGCGUCCACACCGUUCAACAUCACUUGGGACUCUACAUGUUUGUCCACCACCGCCAUCGACAUCUAUCUCUACGAGCCAGGCGCAGCAAAUUCUCGUAUCCACCUCUGGGAAACCGUCGACUUCUCCACGGGUUCCUAUGAGACUCAGCUACAGUCUUCCUGGUGGAACUCCACGCCCAGUGUUAAUCUUCAGCUGGCGAUCGUCCAGUCCGGCACGCCGCCCUUCAUGGCUACCCUCCCUGCCGGCCCAGUUUUCCAGGGGACAUACACUGGCACGUCUAAUGCCACUACGACAGAUGACGCGCCAGCCUCUGCGAUACAGGUCGUGAACAAUGUUCCCCAGCCCAAGCAGGGCUUGUCUAAGGGCAAGUUAGCCGCUGCUGUCAUCAUGCCUCUCCUCAUCAUUGCCGCUAUUGUCGCUGGGGUAUACUUCAAGAUCAAGAGGCAGAAGGGCAAGGAGAAACGUAAGAGAUGGAGCGAAAUGGUCGACAAGCGCAUGUCCACUAUUUCCACCGACUGGAAGCCCGUCACUGUGGCAGGUGCUAGUGCCGCCAUCCGUGCCAGUAUGGCCGUUGGCGAGAGUGGUGACAACCGCCAAUCGUCCUUCUCGUUCGGCGCUAUUCGUCCGGCCAGUAUUGCGGCUCUCGACGGCGGUCAAGCAGGCAUUGGGGCAAAGGGUCUUCAGUCCGGUGGUAUUGAUCUCACCACGCCGCAGUCGAGUGAGCUCGUCCCAGGUCCUCGCACUCGCCCCAGGGCAAACACUGCUACCAGCGAACGCAAGUCACGCAUCUCGUUCGCAGCCGACACUCGUCCUUCUGGCGAGAGUCGCCGUAGCCUGCACAACACUCGCACUAGUCGCGCCUUCCACGUCGGACACGUUCCGCCUCUUCCAACGCGGCCGGAUACCGAUGAGAUCUCGCCCAUCCAGAAGGAAGGCCCGUCGUCGUUGACGUUUGAGGAUAUCAACCGCCGCAUGUCUGGCUUUGAUGUGCCGCGCUCAAGCAUGGACGAGGUCAUGCCCGCUAUCACGAUGAUGCGCAACGACGACCUGGUCCAGCAGCAGUCCACCAUCAACCCCAACCCCCCAAUGUCGAUGCCCGUACCUAUGAUUGUUCUCCCGGAACCUGCUUUGCAGUCUCCCGUCAUGAGUUCCAUGCCGAUGCAACCAAUGUCUGCAAGUGUCAUGUCUCCAGAUGAGAUGCUCCGUGCCUACGCCGAGCAGCGUCGCGCCCUUGCCAGCCCUCCGCCCGCCGGCGCCCCUGCCCUGCCAUCCCCCGCGCUGAGCUUCAAUGGUAGCGGCAUGCGUGUCCUCUACGCCCCGGAUAACCGUCAAAGCCUAUCGCCCACCGAGCACAGCAAGUACUCAGAGGCCGAUGUCUACACCGGAACCGCUCAGUAACCUGGUCCUCUGCGUCUCCCCACACACGUCACCAGCUAUCCUGGGCGUGAGUUGUAUGCGACAUCUCCUGUAUCGCUCGCCUCACCUUUAGGUGAACAGUGAGCAAAACGGCUGUUUGGUCCACAUUUGGUUGUACGAUUUAUCUCCAAUUAUAUAUUUACUUCUCUCAUCUCGUAUCCUAUAUCCUCGCCCACUUUCUCCUAACCCCUCCAUCGAGCUUUAGCCGUAGCUGUGUGUCCAUCGCCCUUCUUUGAAACUUCCGCGACCUGUGUUACUGUUCUGGCUCGCUCACCUUUGACUGCCUUGAACUCUACCUAGGCUGUUCCAUGUCUCCGCGGACCCGCUCUCACGGAUCCUCAUAAUCCCCAUAACGACCGCGUCGUUUUUGUAUACCCACGUAACCUAGUUCCCUUGUCUUCGCCGAGUGAUUAUAUCCUACGCCUUCCCAUCCCCGCUCGGUGCUGGCUGACUGCCCGCUGUCGUAGACGACAGCUCCU
Messenger RNA from Phanerochaete carnosa HHB-10118-sp, 2161 nucleotides. RefSeq lists its product as uncharacterized. Bases 138 to 1664 code for a protein of 508 amino acids. The record is from RefSeq and is a predicted model, not a curated record. The transcript has 3 exons. Lineage: Eukaryota; Fungi; Basidiomycota; Agaricomycetes; Polyporales; Phanerochaetaceae.